GCAGCUUCUGAAACACACAGUAGAUCCAGCUUGUUUGUGUGAUUGAUGACCGCAUCUUUGCACCGGCUGAACAAAGAGGGGGUAAAAAAAAGGUGGAGGCUCCAAAGAUAUAUGCUCUGACAUCAGCAACAGUCGCAUCUGCAUUAACUCAUCAUGCCCGUCCACAGGAGGCAGCCCAGUAUUGAACUACUGGAAUUAAUGGGAGUGGUGAGAGAGAACGGCAAUGAACAGACAUCACUUCCUCCUGUGCACACUCCACUGUCGUACGACUACGUCCUGGUUGCCAAAAUAGUUGAGAACCAGGAGAAAGAGGCUUUCAAGAAGCAAACUGAAUACAUUGAGGAACUGAAAAAAAAGAACAUGAAAGUCACAACAAUUAUAGAUGAUGAUCUCGUCUUCUAUGGGAUUCAGGCGCCUAAAGAAUUUUUUGAGAAGUACAGGUAUCUGCUCAAAGUGUCUGAUGCUUGUAACUGGAGCUCGGAUCAGAACGUUGUACCACUCAGCACCAGGAUAAGGAUUGUCCACUUCAUCUUGAAUCACACCCCUCUUCGAUCGGGAGAGAGUUUGCGGGAUCUUAUGAUGAUGAAAGUUUUUGAGGCAAAGUUCUGCUUGCAUGAGAAAAAGAAACAGAGAGAGCUGAAGGAGAGCUGGGCACGAUGGACAGCCUGUCUCCAAGGGCAACCCAUAACUGCUGUCAGGAACUACUUUGGGGAAAAGGUGGCCUUGUACUACCUGUGGUUGGGCUGGUACACAUAUCUCCUCAUCCCCCCUGCUCUCAUCGGGGUCAUAGUCUUCCUUUAUGGCCUUGCCUUCUUCAACAGCUCACCCCUCAUAAAGGAGGUUUGUGAGGCUGACACAGUCAUGUGUCCACUUUGUGACAAGAGAUGCAAAGUGUGGCAGCUCUCCGACACCUGCACAUAUGCCAAGGUGAGCCUGCUGUUCGAUAACAAUGGCACAGUACUCUUUGCGAUGUUCAUGGCGGUGUGGGCAACACUGUUUUUGGAGUUCUGGAAGAGACACCGGGCUUCCUAUGUGUGCGAAUGGAAAGUGUCUGACUGGUGUGAGGAGGAGGAGGAACUGAUCCUGGAAAUCGUGAACAACGCCAACUGUGAGCCAAAACAAUAUAAGCACUCCUACCUGCGCAGCACUGUGGUUUUAAUCUGUGUCACAGCUAUGAUAUUAGUGAUCAUCGGCCUGACACAUGCCUUGGUGGUGUUCAGGGUGAUUGCAGCAGUGCUCUUGGCUGAGGGGUCGUGGGAGUUUCUGAGCAACCACUCGAACAGCGGGGCAAUGAUGCUGGGGGCCGUCCUCCAUUACCUCAUCAUCACGGUCAUGACACGGAUCAACAGGAUCGUAGCCAUGAAGCUCUGUGAAAUAGAGAAAACAAGAUCAUUUGCUGCCACAGAGAAGAGUUUCACAGUCAAGAUGUUCACCUUCCAGUUCUUCACCUAUUUCUCCUCCCUCUUCUACGUCGCCUUUUUUCUUGGCAGGAUAAAUGGCCAUCCUGGUGGUUAUGUCCGAAUUGCAGGGAAAUGGAGACUAGAGGAGUGUCAUCCUAGUGGGUGUCUCACAGACCUGUUUAUCCAAAUGGCGAUCAUAAUGGUACUGAAGCAAACCAUCAGCAACGUGUUUGAGUUCACUGGCCCCUGGUUCUGCAGGUGGUUAAAGAGAGGGAGAACCCAGAAACUACAGAGGAAAUGUGCCUACUGCUACCUGAAAGAUGAAGCAGAGGCCAAACAUGGAGCUGAACUGUGUGACAACUGCAAGCUUCGGAACUGGCUCAGCAACUACCGGCUCAAUGAUGUUGACUCCUUCAGCCUGUUUAAUGAGUUUCUGGAGAUGGUGAUCCAGUUCAGCUUUACCACCAUAUUUGUGGCAGCGUUUCCUCUUGCUCCUCUGCUAGCCCUCAUUAAUAAUGUCAUUGAGAUACGCUUGGACGCCAUUAAAAUGGUCACUCUGGAGCGCAGACUGGUUCCCAAGAAAACUAACGAUAUUGGCGUGUGGAUAGACGUCUUGGAGGCUAUCGGUGUCUUAGCUGUCAUCGCGAACGGGCUGGUCAUAGGUGUAUCUUCAGACUUCAUCCCUCGAUUGGUGUACCACUACCGCUAUGGCCCGUGUGCUAACGGCACGGCAGCAGACGUUGACUGCAUGGCUGGUUACAUCAACAACACUCUCUCCAUCGCACGAAUGGGUGACCAGAACAUACUCAACGAGUUUUCACCCGAUCAGAUGGUCACUGCUAGUGGCUUGAAUGUCUCUCACUGCAGCUACAAAGACUACAGGAGCAACAAGGACUACAGUUUUACGCCACAGUUUUGGCUAAUUUUAGCUGUGCGCUUUGCAUUCGUCAUCCUGUUUGAGCACGUUGUCGUCAUAUGCAAGUUCAUUGCAGCCUGGUUCGUACCGAGCGCUCCCAUGCAAGUCAAGAAUGACAGACUCUUUGAUAAACUCAACAGACUAAAAGAGGAGCUCAGUUCGUUUGAAGCCUGACAGCAUUCAGACACUUUACAUAUUUCCCCCCUGAGGACAUGAACCCAGCGUUGCCUUGUGCAUUAAAACGUCCAGACUAUCACAGUGUUGAGUCAAACUUCAAAGCCAUUAAUCAUCUCUCUGAAGAGUUGAGACUCUGUUGUUUGCAGUCAAAUGUCAAGUGCUGGCUAUCUGGAUCCUCGUCUAUGAAAUGGACUCUGAAGACAGACUAAUUUUUCUUGGACAAAACAAGUGUACAGUAACUGAUUUUACUGACCACGUCUUUCAUGAGAUUAUUCUUAUUCUAUUUUAAGAAUGCACUGAUAGCUUACUGUUGGAUCUCUAUAUGUGUGAGAUGUAUGUGAGUGUUUUUAUUGAAAGCCUAAACAUAAUUUAUAUUGCUACUGCGCCUACAGUACCGAUAGUGUGUUACGAUGUUGCCUUAUACUGUAAAAAAGCGCUGCGAUGAAUGUCAUUACUGCAGACAGAUUCUGAUGGUGUCUUUUGUAAAUCAGACACAUGAAUGUUUUGCAUUAUAAUAUUUUAUAUUAUCGAAUAAAAGAGGAAACUUUUACCUUA
Molecule: messenger RNA, 3048 nt
Organism: Chelmon rostratus (copperband butterflyfish)
Lineage: Eukaryota; Metazoa; Chordata; Actinopteri; Chaetodontiformes; Chaetodontidae
Product: anoctamin-9
Exons: 25
Coding region: 154-2490 (778 amino acids)
Biological process (GO): chloride transmembrane transport
Cellular component (GO): plasma membrane
Molecular function (GO): chloride channel activity
Source: RefSeq, a predicted model, not a curated record